AAGUUCAGAGAAAACUAAAAGUGUUUCAUGAUUUCCUCGAUAUUUCUGCCACUCAGACUCUGAACACAAUCAACAUGGCGCGAGUCCCAAGCAUCAAGCAGAGAAACCAUGCCGGCAUUCCCUCGGACAAAGACGACAUUAAAAAGGAAAACACGUGGGAGGAGGAGAGAAGAAAGGCAGAUGAACAGCGAAGAAAGAAAUAUCAGAACUACAGACUACUCAGGGAGGAAAGAUUAACGAAGAUCAGGAAAAAGUAUAGUAUAGAGAAGGGAUGUGGUUCCUCCCCAAGUAUGAAUCUGAUAGAUGAUGUUAAAAAACAAUUUUCGUUGAACCCCAGAGAGGUAGAUGAGCUUGAGCAAGGAGUUAAACGUCUAGAACUGAAUCGACAAAUGUCCACUGAUCGUCUAGAGCUGGCAACUAAGAAGAAGAAGAAGCUUGAAGCUGUGAGAGAACGAUGUGGAAUCCAGUAAUUCAAAACAAUGUUUGAAAUAUUGAAUGUACAAUAAAUUGUAAACUGAA
This is a messenger RNA of Eurytemora carolleeae, 519 nucleotides long. RefSeq lists its product as uncharacterized. The coding region runs from base 75 to 470 and encodes 131 amino acids. The transcript has 6 exons. NCBI's taxonomy places the organism in Eukaryota, Metazoa, Arthropoda, Copepoda, Calanoida, Temoridae. The record is from RefSeq and is a predicted model, not a curated record.